AUGACCACCGACCCAAUGGACCGAGUUAUGACCACUAUGACUAGUGGGAAGUCAAGAAGUGGCAGCAGCAGCUCCUCAACUCGUACUCCAAAACGAGAUCAUCGCUCUCCGACAAAUGACGAGCCAUCGUCUAAACGAAGCGCUAUUAGCUUUACCACACCCUCUUCAACUACCCGAAUUGGCCGGGAUUCGUUCGCAGUCAUGGAUUCCAUUCCCGUUCAAUUGAAUAUGUUCACUUUGAAUCUCUCGAAUAUGCCACCAACAAUUGAGCGACUCCAUGUAGACACAAUAAUCAUUUGUAACAAUGGAACAGAGAUCAACCUGAAUGAUGGACUAGUGGCAGUCAGUGGAGAUGUCAAUUCUCACAAUCGUCGUCUCUCGCAACACAAAUUGAUGCGCAAGUUCUAUGAGAAGAAGAGCCAUAUUUUCGGUGGAAAAAGCUAUCACUCAUUGGCAUAUGAUUGUGCAGCGACUCUCUACAUUCCAUCGGGAAUUUACAUUGGAGCGGACGAAGAGGAAGCCCUUCUUUCCGAAGACGAUUUCUCAUCUGAAGAUUGGAUUGAUGUUUCCAGAAUUUGUCGCCGAAAAGAUGAUAAAUUCUUGGUUAGAAUCAAACCAGCAGGUUUCGUGGAGACACGUGGAGUUAAUUCGUUGGAAGUGGCGAAUCGGAUGGAAUUGACGCGUUGUGUCGAGAUUGUCACAUCUCAGAAACUGAACUCAUCAGAUUUCUAUCAAUUCGGCAAUUCCACGUUUCCCCUUCGUGCUCAAGUAAAGUCUUCGUCUGAUGCCACAUACGAAAUCCGCCCUGGAUUCGCUAAAGUUGCUCGUGUAGUCGAAGGCCGUGAAGGUGUCAACGAGAUGUUCAUGACGAUUGACACAAAGCUUUCUCCAUUCUACAAGAGCAGUUCAGUGUUGAAAUUUGUCUCUGGAAAGUAUGCAGAGUCUCGAGGCGGUGGGGGUGGAUUCGGAGGAGGUGGUAGAGGUAGAGGUGGCUUCAGAGGACGCGGUGGUGGCAGAGGAGGUUAUGACAGUGGCCGCGACAGCUCAAGAGACUCCCGAGGUAGUUAUGGUGGUGGACGACGCGAUUCGAGAGAUUCAUACGAUAGACGAAGCGAUUCUCGAGAUAGUCGCCAUGGAGGACGAGACUAUCGGGACAGCAGUAGAGGAGACCGCCGCGAUUCUUAUGAUUCCCGUCGCAAUAGCGGCGGAGAUUCCAACGGUGUUGACUAUAAUCAAACUGAUAUCGCGGAAGUGGAGAAGGCUCUCAAAAAUGGUGGAAGUCUUCUGAAUUACAUUGAACAGGCUCUGAAGGGUAUUUUCGUCGAAGCGAUUCAUUUGAAGAACAGUUCAAGACAGAUCAGAAUCACUGGAUUGUUGAAGAGCUCGGCUGAGGACGCCAUUUUCACGAUGAAAGAUGGAGAUAGAGAUAGUGAAAUCUCAGUAGCCGAUUAUUUCUUCAAGGAGUACAACAUCAAACUCAAGUUUCCCCACUUGCCACUUGUCAUAUCCAAACGAUUAAGACUCGAAAGUUUCUAUCCGAUGGAAGUUCUCCGCAUCAUUCCAGGACAGCGUAUCAAGGCGAAUAAAAUGACACCCACCAUUCAAAUGGAAAUGACCGGAAAUAAAUCGUCUAUGCCAAAAGAUCAUGUGAAUCUUGUUCAGGAAAUUCUAUGGAAUUCUUUGAAACUCCAGAAGAAUGCGUAUAUGGACGCGUUUGGCAUCGAAAUGGAGUCGACGAAGCCAGUUCAUUUGAAAGCAAAACUCUUGCCACCAGCAAUGAUUAAGUUCAAGAAUCAGGCUUUCAUGCCUGAAAUGGGUCUGCCGGCUUUCCGGAACCCGGGAGGUUUCAUUGAUCCUGCUCGUCUUCAUCGUGUUGCCAUCGUGGUUUUUGAUAGAGCCAUUGAAAUGAGACAAGCAGAGGACUUCUGUGAUAGACUCUACGAUUAUUGCCGCAGCAAUGGAAUCGAAGUUGAAUCAAAACCUAAAGACUGGUCUAUUCGUGAAAUGAAUUCGGAAGACAACGUUGCUAUCAAAGAAGUGAUGGAAAGAUGGUUGAAAAAAGAUGUCGAUAUUGUUGUCGGAAUCUGCAAAGAGAAGAAGCCAGAUGUCCAUGACGUGUUGAAGUAUUAUGAAGAGUCGAUUGGAAUGCAAACCAUUCAAUUAUGUGCUCAAACUGUGAACAAGAUGAUGCAGGGACAAGGAGGACGCACCACAAUUGACAACGUCAUGAGAAAAUUCAAUCUGAAGUGUGGUGGAACCAACUUUUUCGUUGAGAUUCCCACUACGGUUCGUGGAAGAGCUGUGUGCUCUAAUUCAGAGACGUUGACCAAGAAAUUACUCGACAAGGUUCAGUUCAUCGGCUUUGAGAUCUCACACGGAUCUUCCCGCACUCUUUACGAUCGUUCUCGCAAUCAAAUGGAUGGAGAACCAUCUAUUGUCGGUGUCUCCUACUCGCUAACCGAAUCAACACAACUCGGAGGAUUCAGUUACAUGCAAACUCAAAGAGAAUACAAGAUCCAAAAGCUCGAAGAAGCGAUUCCAACAUGUGUGAAGGCGUACAAGAAGCACUCAAGACAUCUUCCAUCUCGAAUCGUCAUCUAUCGUGUUGGUGCCGGAGAAGGAGAUUUCAAGCGAGUCAAGCAAGAGGUGGAUGAGAUUCGUUCAUCAUUCGGCAAAAUUGAAGACGGAUAUGCUCCACAACUUGUUGUGAUUGUCGCUCAAAAGACUUCACACGCUCGCAUUUUCCCGGCUUCAAUCGAGGGAUUCAAAGCCUCCGAGCAGAAUGUUCCAUCAGGUACUUGUAUUGACAACGUCGUCACUUCAUUCGGAUACGAUGAAUUCAUUCUAAGCUCACAGUCUCCAUUGAUUGGAACAGUGCGCCCAUGCAAGUACACAAUCCUUGUCAACGAUCCAGACUGGUCAAAAAAUGAGUUGAUUCACUUGACCUACUUCCGCGCUUUCGGACAUCAAGUCUCGUAUCAACCGCCAUCCGUGCCAGAUGUUCUUUACGCCGCUGAAAACUUGGCAAAACGAGGAAAGAACAACUACAAGGUGCAUCAACGAUAUGUGAGUGUACAGGAUAUCGAACGUCGCAUCAUCGAUGAGAAUCCUGAUCUCAUCAGCGAGGAAAUGAGGGAGCAGCUGGCUUCGGCUAUCGUUGACGAUAUGUCGAACUCUAUGAAUCAGAUGACAAUCUCGAGAAGAAACUUCUGGGCGUGA
Messenger RNA from Caenorhabditis remanei, 3219 nucleotides. RefSeq lists its product as uncharacterized. Gene Ontology annotation, molecular function: RNA binding; protein binding. The record is from RefSeq and is a predicted model, not a curated record. Lineage: Eukaryota; Metazoa; Nematoda; Chromadorea; Rhabditida; Rhabditidae. The transcript has 6 exons. The coding region runs from base 1 to 3219 and encodes 1072 amino acids.